UUCUUCUUCUUCACAAACUUUCUUUCUCCAACAAAUAUUAUUCAGUGCCGAGUCAAAAUUAGUGUUGAGAAUUUGCUGCUUCUGAUCAGUGAGUGAAGAAAGUUUGAAGCUUUGAGUAACUUUGAAACAAUGGAGGUAUUUGGAAAAUCUCAUGUGGUUGUUGGCUCUGCUAAUGUUAUUUACUUAUCUGCUAUAUUGGGUCACGAAGGACCCAAUCACAAAUGUGAUUGGAAAUGCGAGAAUGAGAAUGUGUGUGGGAAUAUGUACCGUUGCAAACUAACUGGGUUGACUCAUGUUUGUGACAAGAACUGCAACCAAAGGAUUUUGUAUGAUAAUCAUAACUCUUUGUGUCGAGCUAGUGGUCGGAUUUUCCCGCUUUCUUUGGUUGAGGAACAGGCGGUUAAAGGAGUGAGGAGGAAGCUUGAUGAUGAGAGUCAACAACAACCUUCUGAAAGUUGUGUUAAGCGUCGUCGACGUGAUGCUCAGUUUCAUUCUUCUCCUUUUGAGAGGUCUUUUGCUGCUGUGAGUCCUUUUUGCAGCCAAGCUGGUGGAGAUGGAAUGGAGAUUAACUAGUUCUUUUCUAUCUCACCUAGAAUAACUUGCUUUUCUUUUUCGUUUUGGACAAGUAUGCAAUAAGAGAUAUUUACUCAUGUGCUCUUACAGAGAGUCUAGGCUUAGCUCUCUGUCUGAAGAAGCACUUUUAUCUUAGUAUUGUUGAACUCUAUGUAGUAUUUAACGUAGGAGAGACUUUAUGAUUCUGCUACUUUGUUCUGGACGUUCUUGUUUUCGCUAUUAUUAGGUGAAGUAGAAUAACACCCUUGUUUCAGCU
Molecule: messenger RNA, 829 nt
Organism: Arabidopsis thaliana (thale cress)
Lineage: Eukaryota; Viridiplantae; Streptophyta; Magnoliopsida; Brassicales; Brassicaceae
Exons: 2
Coding region: 130-573 (147 amino acids)
Source: RefSeq, marked reviewed